Molecule: messenger RNA, 4374 nt
Organism: Megalobrama amblycephala (Wuchang bream)
Lineage: Eukaryota; Metazoa; Chordata; Actinopteri; Cypriniformes; Xenocyprididae
Gene: kdm2ba
Product: lysine (K)-specific demethylase 2Ba
Exons: 12
Coding region: 482-3097 (871 amino acids)
Biological process (GO): regulation of transcription by RNA polymerase II; protein demethylation
Molecular function (GO): protein binding; DNA binding; histone demethylase activity
Source: RefSeq, a predicted model, not a curated record
GAGCCCUUCAACGCGAUGUGGCAUACUCAGAUUGUAAGAUGACUAACUCCAGUUACCCUCUUCUACAUUCUGUUUCAUGAGAAACUACAAGUCGAGCUACCCACAACACACCGCUGACGAUCACUGCGCAGCUGACGGUGCAGAAUCUGAACAUGGCAUCAGGAAUCUGUAUGAUGAAUGAUUAAGGCAAGCCUGUAACUGGACGCCAGGUGGUCUGUGAUUGGCUGAGUCGAGGCCCCCUCUCCCCCGUCUUCUUUUUCUGGUGCAUAUGCAUGAGAUAGCAGGCUGGUGUGUGCCUGUGCAGCUGCCUGUUCCAGACAGGAAAAGAGAGGGAGAGAAACAGGAGCGAGACAUUGGGGAAGGUUAGAGGAAGAGGAAUAGAGAAAGGAAAUCGGGUGAGGAGACAGAGGGCGACUGUGAUUGGGGGGUUGUAGCCAUGUCUAUGUUCUGUUUGUCUGGCUGGCUAUGAGAUCAGGCAGCUAUGGCCAUGUCACUGAGCGCCGACGAUGAGGAUUACGACUCGGACACAGCCGAACAGCAACGGCUACCGAACAGACCCAAGCCUAAAAUGGCUGCAUCAACAGCUACAACUCCGGCAGCAACCACUUCUUCAUCCACUGCUACAGCGGUCAAGCUGCCAUCCAAUCGAACCUCCUCUGGAGCUCGCCGCAGGCGCACACGAUGCCGGAAGUGCGAGGCAUGUGUGCGGACGGAAUGUGGAGAGUGUCACUUCUGUAAGGACAUGAAGAAGUUUGGAGGACCUGGUCGAAUGAAGCAGUCUUGCAUUAUGAGACAAUGUAUAGCGCCUGUGUUGCCGCACACAGCAGUAUGUGUGGUGUGUGGUGAAGCCGGUAAAGAAGACACACUUGAUGAUGAAGAUGAAAAAUUUAACGCCAUGCUCAUGGAGUGCUCCAUCUGCAAUGAGAUUGUCCACCCAAACUGCCUCAAGGUGAAGGAUGCAGCUGGGGUAGUAAAUGAUGAGCUUCCUAACUGCUGGGAAUGUCCAAAAUGCAAUUACGCUGGGAAAACUGGAAAAGCCUGCAAGCAAAAACGGGGCCCAGGCUUUAAGUACGCAUCCAACCUGCCAGGGUCCCUGCUGAGGGAGCAAAAAGCAGGACGUGACGGUAGAGAGGAAGGGGACCAGACAUCAACAGGUGCAGCAUCCAUCAAGAGGAAGAGUGAGAGGGAGGAAACUCCCAGACUGAAGACUGAGGAUCUACCCUCGCGUCUACCCCCACUCUUGACCCCCAGUGGCCUGCCAAGACCACGAUCCGAAGUGCCCAACUUCUUGAGGAAGAAGAGGAAGUUAUUUGACGAUGAUGAAGAGGAAGAGGAGGCUAGUGCUAAAAAGAAGCCGAAGAAACCCUGGAGGCCUGAAGAGCCUUUGAUUCCCAAACUCUCUCACAUGAAAACAGAAGAGGAAGAAGACAACUCUGAUGAGGAAGAAGAGAGGCAGGAGAAGCGAGAACCGCCUCGCCGUUCAUUUAAGAAAGACUACAGCACAGUGAGAAAAGAGGAAGAGCGUGAAGAAGAGAGACGGGAGGAGAGAGAUUCGCCUUUCAGAUCCCUAAAGGAGUUUAACACCCUAAGGAAAGAAGACGAUCAAGAAGAAGAAAAAGAGGAAGACGAUGAAGAAGAGGAUGAGGAGAGUAAUGGCAAACGAGGCAGGGACAGCAGCCCUGCACUGAAGAACCAUUCUUUAUCGCUUGAAAGUGACGCAUCACGGUGCAGCUCCCCAAGGGCAGGGCCGAGCAGCGAAGGCAGUGAGACGCAAGAAAAGGCACCACGCGCUCGGGCGAGGCGACACCGCCGCAAGCCCCCUAACCGCCAGCUCAGUGCAGAACUCAGCAAGCAGCUUAACAUGGAGAUCCGUCGCACAGAGCAUUCACUAGCCAAUGAGAACCAGCAACCACUCAAGAGCGAACCAGAGGACAGCGAGAACGAGGAACCAAAGAGAGGCUUACGGAACGGGACUACAGGGAAUGGAGGAGGAGGUGGUGGAGGAGUAGAAAGGGGAGCAGGCGGAGAGGGAGGAGGGGAGCGGCCACACUUACGAGCAAGGGAGAUGAAUGGGACGUCUUGGGAGCUGCGGCACUUCUACCCUCCUCAGAUCACCCCACUUGGUUUGAACCGCAGUUCACCCACAGUCAGACCACUUCCUGCACGUUCCCCUCCCAAGUGUGUUCAGAUGGAGCGGCAUGUGAUCCGGCCACCUCCAAUUUGCCCUCCACCUGAUAGGCUACCACUAGCUGAUGGGCGCAAUCACAUAGCUCCCAGAGAAGCAUGGUUGGCUAUCUUCGGUCACUUGAGCCAUCGUGAACUUUGUGUGUGCAUGCGCGUGUGCCGGACAUGGAAUCGCUGGUGUUGUGACAAGAGAUUAUGGACUCAUAUCGAUUUAAAGCGUUGUAAGUCCAUCACCCCACUCAUGCUGAGUGGAAUAAUUCGCAGACAGCCCAUCACUUUGGACUUGAGUUGGACCAACAUCUCCAAGAAGCAAUUAAGCUGGCUUAUAAACCGAUUACCAGGACUGAGGGUGCUCCUACUAUCGGGUUGUUCAUGGGUGGCCGUUUCGGCUCUCUGCACAUCCAGCUGUCCUCUACUGCGUACUCUAGAUCUGCAGUGGGUGGAGGGGCUCAAAGACCCCCAAAUGAGGGACCUACUUUCCCCUCCGACUGACAACAGACCAGGUCAGAUGGACACACGCAGCAAACUACGAAAUGUUACUGACCUGCGUCUGGCUGGUUUGGACAUCACGGACAGUUCUCUGCGUCUCAUAAUUAAAAAUAUGCCUCUACUCUCCCGUCUGGACUUGAGUUACUGCAACCAUAUCAAUGACCAGUCAGUAAACCUGCUGACUGCUGCAGGGACCACCACUAGAGACUCCCUAACCGAUGUCAACCUUUCUGUGUGCAACAGGGUCACUGAUCAGUCACUGAGUUACUUCAAACGCUGCGGAAGCAUCUGCCGCAUUGACCUGCGAUUUUGCAAGCAGGUGAGCCGACAGGCAUGUGAGCGCUUCAUUGCUGAGAUGUCCGUCAUCGUUCCCUUCAAACUGCAAGAGGAUAAACUGCUCCAAAAACUACACAGCACCCCCUAGUGUCUGGGAGGAAGUGAACACCAGUCUAAAAUGAUACCAUGUAUCAGGUGCACUCAUGUGUUCGGACUUAAACUGGAUUCGCACAUUUAAAAAAAAAAAAAGCACUGCAACACGUAUGUGGACAAAGCGUUUUGUCAGACAUAGAGCAGACACAUUGUACUUAAAGGCACAUAAUUCUGCUCCUAUUCUGAAUGGUGUAUCCUGAUGAUGGACUUUAUUCUUCAAAUUCUGUUAAUCUUUAAGAGGAGAUUUAUAUGUGUUAUUACCAGGAGAUUGUAUUUAAAUUGUUGUGUAGUAGAAAGCAGAGGAAGCAAUGGGUAUAUAAACACACAACAUUCACAAAAUGCUCACUGGAUACCCAGACAGCAACAUAGUGUCAGCCCAGAUCCGGCCCAAUCUGGUCCGCGUGUGAUCCACGUGUACAAGAUCUGGGCCACACUAUGUUGCUGUCUGGAACAACACUUAAUUCAUGAGAGAGUAAGCAUGAGUGUACAUUAUUCAAAACCCUUCAAACAGUUUUUUGUAUAAAAGAUGUAUCAGUUCAGAUUUCUGUGCUGUUUGGUUCAGUCCUGGAUAUAUGUAUUGUUCUUUUUGUUUUUUAAUAUAAUGGAAUUUUUAAAUAUCUCUGUCCAUUUUAUGUCAUCAGUAUUGGAAUUUUCCAGUCUGAUCAGCAUUUUUCAGUCACAAGUUUUGACUGCUUUGAAUUUCAAGUACUUGCUGUUCUAAUCUCAAACAGGUAUUGAAGUGAAAUUUGUUAUUAUGAGGUCUAUUUAUAAACCAGUGCCAUAUUCCAUCUGUGUUGUUUUACACAGUUGUAACAGGCAAGUCAGUAGCCUGUAUUUCAUAGCUAUGCCUGUGUAGAGUGCAGUUCUACAAGUGUUAGACAAAACAAAUUGCUGAUUAUUUAAUCUUGUUAGCUCAGUAAUUUGUUUUGUUCAACACUAUCAAGUAGUUCUGCAUUUUAUCCAUGAGGUCAAACAGCACUUUGGUGAACGUCCAUGCAGUAUUUGUCUAUGAAAGUCAUCAUGUGCUUUUUAUUCCUUCCACAGUGAUUAUUAUUGUAAAAUGGUAAUUGUUAUGAUGACAGAUGAUUUUAAUGGUGUGUAUUAUUGUGAGUUUUGUCUCAGGAUGAUGACUGUCAGAAAGAGGAAGUCUGCCAUUUGAUCUAAGCCACCAUACUUGUACCACUAUAAAUUAAGGCGUUGUUCGCCAUCUUAAACCUUCUAAUGUAUAUUCGGCUAUUUAUAUUUGUAUGUAAUUAAAAAAAAUUACUGUGA